Molecule: messenger RNA, 3959 nt
Organism: Daucus carota subsp. sativus
Lineage: Eukaryota; Viridiplantae; Streptophyta; Magnoliopsida; Apiales; Apiaceae
Product: squamosa promoter-binding-like protein 1
Exons: 12
Coding region: 671-3610 (979 amino acids)
Cellular component (GO): nucleus
Molecular function (GO): DNA binding; protein binding
Source: RefSeq, a predicted model, not a curated record
GACGCUAUAAACAAGUCUAUAAACAAGUCCAAACAGUAAAUACUUGCAGUUAACAAUGCUCUGCUCUGUCUAUACAUACAUUGCACAGAACAAACAAGUUGAUUAAAUUAUUCAGUGCCCCUUAUUUAUUUCUGCACCUAAUUUUCCUCUCUUCAUUCUUGCCUAUAUAUUCUCUUCAAUUUUUCAUUUCCAGCAAUCUUUCUCACUCUAUAUUAUAAAGCUGCAAUUUUUAUUUUCCAACCUCUAAUUUAUUCUCCUCCCUUAAAGUUUGUUUUUUUCUGUGUUUUUUUACUUGUUUCUUUUGAAAUAUGAUGAUUAUUGGUGCAAGAAAUGUAAAGCUGGGAUCUUUUUGUUAAUUUAGUUGUGGGUUUGUAGUUUGGAUUGUUGUUGUUGAGCUAAAUUUGUAUUCUUUGUGUGUUUGUUUAUUUAUUGGGGUGUUCUUGUUAUGUGGGCUGGCCUUGUUGGAUCCAAGGAUUUGUAAGUGUACUGUUUUUGUAAUUUUGGGGGUAUAAGAGGUUAAUUUGGUUGGGUUCAAGUGAUUAUUUAGUUUGUUCAAUUUCAAGAUUGUAGGGUUCUAUUGGAUUUGGGAUCUUUAUGUGAUUUUAAGAUUUGAUUACAUGAGUCAAAAUUUGGCAAGGUUGCUGAAAUUUUAGGCCUGCUGAUUCCUGUAAUGAAGGCGAUUCGGAAAAAUAUGGAGUGGGAUUUGAAUGAUUGGAAAUGGGAUGGUGAUCAGUUUACAGCUGCUCCAUUGAGAUCAGUGGCAGCAGAUUGUAGGAGUAGGCAGUUUUUUCCCAUUGGACCAGAGAUUCCUGUUGUGACAGGUUUAUCCAAUAGUUCUUCCUCGUGCUCGGAAGAAAUUGAUUUAAGAAAUGAGAGAGAACAGAGGGAACUAGAGAAGCGGAGGAGGGUUUUCGUUGUUGAUGAUGAUGAGUUAGAUGAUGAAUCUGGAUCCCUUAAUUUAAAUCUCGGGGGAAUGGUGUACCCUGUAGCUAAUGGAGAAGUGGAAAAUUGGAACGGAAAGAGUGGAAAGAAAACCAAACUUGGUGGCUCUGCAUCCAGUGGCGCAGUUUGUCAGGUAGAUGAUUGCCGAGCUGAUUUGAGCUCUGCAAAAGAUUAUCAUCGACGACACAAGGUGUGUGCUGUUCAUUCUAAGGCCACCAAAGCAAUGGUUGGAAGUGCGAUGCAGAGGUUUUGUCAACAAUGUAGCAGGUUUCACCUUCUCCAAGAGUUUGAUGAAGGGAAAAGAAGUUGUCGCAGGCGUUUGGCAGGUCAUAAUAAACGACGAAGGAAGACGCACCCAGAAAAUUCAAAUACUGGAGUACCAGUGAAUGAUGAACUAAGUAACAGUUACUUGUUGAUUAGUCUUCUAAGGAUACUCUCCAAUAUGCACACUGAUAGCUCUGAUCAAAUGAAGGAUCAGGAUCUUCUUUCGCAUCUAUUGAAGAACCUUGCAAGUGUUGCUGGUACUAUUAACGAAGGGAAUCUUUCUGGGCUAUUGAAUGGGUCUUCGAAAUUGCAAUUGCAAAAUUUUGUUGCAUCUAGAGGACAGCAACUUUCUAGACCUACCGGACAAUGUACGGUUAUGCCUUCAUCUGGAAUGACCCAAAAGAGAGAGUUUGUGGAUAAUGUUUCUGGUGGAAAAUUUCAAACUCCGCCUGCUCAACUCUCCAAUAUUCAUUUUCCCACUAAAGACUGCAUCGCAGCGAAUGCAAAUGCUUCAAACGCAAAAAUGGAGAGCACAAAAGAACUUAACUUUGACUUGAAUGAUGUUUAUGAUGAUUCCGAAGAAUGUAUGGAACCUUUGGAGAGAUCUGAUGCCCCAAUAUGUGUAGAAAACGGAUCUGCUGGUUACCCUAUAUGGAUACACCAAGACUCUGACAAAUCAAGCCCCCCUCAGACAAGUGGGAAUUCAGGAUCACUAUCUACUCAAUCACCAUCUAGUUCCAGUGGAGAGGCUCAGGUUCGUACGGAUAGAAUUGUUUUCAAACUCUUUGGGAAAAAUCCUAGCGAGUUCCCCCUUGUCCUGCGAAGUCAGAUUCUUGGCUGGUUAGCGCACAGUCCUACAGACAUAGAGAGCUACAUAAGACCUGGAUGUGUCAUAUUAACAAUAUAUCUCCGAAUGGAAAAAUCCACAUGGGAGGUGGUCUGUAGCGAUUUAAGCUUCAGUUUACGGAAGCUUCUGGACUCUGACUCUUUCUGGAAAGAAGGAUGGAUUUAUACCAGGGUGCAAAAUCGUGUAGCAUUUGUACAUGAUGGUGAGGUUGUUCUAGACACACAAUUAACAGUAACCAAUGACAAAAACUGCAAUAUAUCGAGCAUCAGGCCAAUAGCAGUUACCGUGUCUGAGAAUGCUAAUUUUUUGGUUAAAGGCUCCAACAUGUCUCAGUCUACAAGGAUACUAUGUGCACUUGAAGGGAUGUAUCUGGUUCAGCAAAGCUGUUCAGAACUAAUGGAUGGAUGUGGUUCAUUAUCUGAGAGUGAUAAGGGUCAGUCCCUUAGCUUCCCAUGCUCUAUACCAAAUGUUAUGGGAAGAGGAUUCAUUGAGGUUGAGGACCAAACUCUCGGAACCAGCUUCUUCCCAUUCAUAGUCGCCGAGAAGGAUGUUUGUUCUGAAAUUUGCACUCUGGAGAGUGCUUUAGAGCUGGCUGAAACUACUUCUGGUAUUAAGGGGGAAACUGAACAUUUGGAGGUGCAUGACCAAGCUUUGGAGUUUGUACAUGAGAUGGGCUGGCUUCUUCACAGGACUCAAUUGAAAAUUAGAUUAGGACCCAAUGAUCCGAACCUUGAUUUAUUCUCAUUCAAACGAUUCAGGUAUCUCAUGGAGUUCUCCUUAGACCAUGACUGGUGUGCAGUGGUUAAGAAACUUCUCUGCAUAUUGUUUAGUGGUAUUGUUGAUUCUGGAGAACAUCCAAACAUUGAGCGUGCACUUUUAGAUAUCGGCCUCCUCCACAGAGCUGUACAGAGAAACUGCAGGCCCAUGGUACAAGCUCUUUUGAGUUUUAUCCCUGCAAAUGUUAUAGACAAAUAUGGACCGGAGCAAACUUUACCGGGUCAUAUCUUCAGGCCGGACUCAGCUGGACCUGGGGGUUUGACUCCUCUUCACAUAGCAGCCAGCAGUGGUGGUUAUGAGACUGUCUUGGAUGCCCUGACUGAUGAUCCUCAAAUGGUGGGACUUGAAGCUUGGAAAAAUGCCCGCGAUGGUGCAGGUCUGACACCCCAUGACUAUGCAUUCCAGCGAGGCUGUCACUCAUACAUCAACAUGAUCCAAAAGAAAACGAAAACGAGAUCAGGACAGGGACAUGUAGUGGUUGACAUCCCUGGUACCAUCAAACAGAAACUCCCAGGUGGACCAAAACCUACUGAAGUUUCUAGCUUCCAAACCGAAAAGGCCAUCAUGAAACUUGUCCAGUCAAAUUGCAACUUGUGCGAACAAAAGUUGGCUUAUGGCAACUACAGAAGAUCCUUAGCAUCAUAUCGUCCAGCAAUGCUCGCCAUGGUUGCUAUUGCAGCUGUUUGUGUAUGCGUAGCUCUGCUCUUCAAAAGCUCACCCGAGGUUCUCUACGUGUUCCAGCCAUUCAGAUGGGAGCAUCUGAAGUUUGGAUCAAGCUAAGAAGCGAAAUACAAGUGUGUGCAUUGUACUGACUGGACUCGGAACUCUUAUCGUUUGUGUUUUUGCAAUCUCUUACUUUAGAAAUAAGUUACAAGAGCUGAACUUGAAUUCUUGAAAUUAGGAUUUAGUGGCUGUUGCAUAUGUUUCUGUAUAUAUAUGCCUGAGCUUAUACGCACUUAAGGAUGAAAAUCCAUGCGAGCACCCCUCAGUAUAACACUGUAAAUAUGAAAUUUACAAGUGAGCUAGAUUAUUGCUUGCGGGGUGCUGCUUAUGCAGAUUGUGGAAGAUUAAAAAUAAUUCGUGUUUGUAAUGGGUGUUUGGUUAUAAAUUCGAGAUAUUUUAUUCCCAA